This is a messenger RNA of Athene cunicularia (burrowing owl), 5565 nucleotides long. RefSeq names its product ras and Rab interactor 3-like. Bases 14 to 4750 code for a protein of 1578 amino acids. Gene Ontology annotation, cellular component: membrane. NCBI's taxonomy places the organism in Eukaryota, Metazoa, Chordata, Aves, Strigiformes, Strigidae. Gene Ontology annotation, molecular function: calcium channel activity; calcium, potassium:sodium antiporter activity. Gene Ontology annotation, biological process: sensory perception of smell; calcium ion transmembrane transport; intracellular calcium ion homeostasis. The transcript has 26 exons. The record is from RefSeq and is a predicted model, not a curated record.
UAGUCCAGUUAAGAUGAUGCAUGAAAAAAUUAGUGACAGUGGGCAUAACCUCUUUCUAUUUAAUAUAGGCCGAGAAUCAACUGUUGUAGACAGACGUGUUUCGUCAGAAAUGUGGAGGAAUAGAAGGUUGAUGGCAUCACCUAAUGGGACACAUGAAGAAAAGAACUGUACAGAACCAGCCAUUAAUGAAUUUCCUGAAGAUGUGUUUACAAAUAAGGAACGGCAGCAAGGAGGAAUUCUGCUUCAUAUCAUUGCUGCUCUCUAUAUGUUCUAUGCUUUGGCUAUAGUAUGUGAUGACUUCUUUGUUCCAUCCUUAGAGAAAAUUUGUGAGAAGCUACAUUUGAGUGAAGAUGUUGCUGGAGCCACAUUCAUGGCAGCAGGGAGCUCCACUCCAGAACUGUUUGCAUCUGUUAUAGGUGUAUUUAUCACUCAUGGAGAUGUAGGAGUAGGGACCAUUGUUGGUUCAGCAGUUUUCAACAUCCUCUGCAUUAUUGGUGUCUGUGGAAUGUUCGCAGGACAGGUGGUUUGUCUCACCCAGUGGGCUGUGUUCCGGGACUCUCUGUACUACACGAUAUCUGUGAUCAUACUUAUUGUUUUCAUAUAUGAUGAGGAAAUAGAAUGGUGGGAAAGCCUUGUACUCAUCAUCAUGUAUUCCUUCUACAUACUUAUCAUGAAAUACAAUACGAGGAUGCAAAAUUUCUUCAGCCUUAAAAGCAAGAAUGUUGGAAAUGGUGACACAGUCAACAAUGAGCUGGAAGAUGGUAAUAAAUGUUAUGCCUCUAGUUGUGAUGACCCAUCCAUUCCAUUACUAUGGAAAGUGAAGGGGAUGCAGCAGUAUGGCAAAAACAGUGUUGUGAUGGUGGAUGAGAUCAUCUGCUCCAGCCCCCCUAAAUACCGGUUCCCUGAAGCUGGAUUACGAAUUAUGAUUACAAAUAAGUUUGGACCACGCACCAGAAUGCGGAUGGCAAGCCGACUCAUCAUUAAUGAGCGUCAGCGGUUAAUCCAAUCUGGUAAUGGCUCAAGCAAACCACUUCAGAAUGGGAGACAUGAGAAUAUUGAAAAUGGGAACAUACCUGUGGUGAACCAAGAGGAGGAAAAUGAACAGGACAAUCUAUCUCCCUUUUCAUUGCCAGAUGGAAAAAUGAACAAAAUUAAAUGGAUUUUGACAUGGCCAUUGAUAUUCGUGCUCUUUUGCACCAUUCCAAACUGCAGUAAACCACGCUGGGAAAGGUGUUUUAUGAUGACAUUUGUCUUAUCCACGCUCUGGAUUGCCUUGUUCUCCUACUUCAUGGUGUGGAUGGUGACUGUGAUUGGAUACACCCUUGGGAUACCAGAUGUGAUCAUGGGCAUUACUUUCCUAGCUGCAGGAACAAGCGUCCCAGACUGCAUGGCCAGCUUAAUAGUAGCAAGACAAGGCCUUGGUGACAUGGCCGUAUCCAACACAAUAGGAAGCAAUGUCUUUGACAUUCUGGUGGGCCUUGGCAUUCCAUGGGGUUUGCAGACCAUGGCGAUUGAUUGUGGAUCAACUGUUAAGAUUAACAGCAAAGGACUGGUCUAUUCAGUUGCACUCUUGCUAGGAUCAGUGGCACUUACUGUGUUUGGAAUCCAUGUAAAUAAGUGGAAACUGGACAGGAAAUUAGGCAUCUACGUCUUGUUUCUUUAUGCCAUUUUCCUGUGUUUCUCUAUAUUGAUAGAGUUUAAUGUCUUCACCUUUGUCAACUUCCCCAUGUGCCGAGAAGAACUUGAUGUGGAGGUUCUGCUCAGCGAUGGAAAGGAACUGCUUUCUGUACCAAGGAACUCUAAAGCCACUGUGAAACAAAGUGUCUUGAAGUUUGCUGUAAUGAUGAAAACAUCAGCAGGAGACAAGGGAGCCAGGGAUAACUCAGGCCCAAUCACAGAUACCAAUGAAGAGGGAAAAAAGACACAUCUCUGUCAGGCCACUGCCCUGCAAAACUGCCUCCCACUUCCAGGGAUCAGCAUCCUUGAUAAACUCAUCAAGACCUGUCCCGUCUGGCUUCAGCUGAACAUGAACCAGGAAAGAGCUGGGGCAAUACUUGGCAAAGAAACAGCAGGGAUAUUCUUGGUUAGGAAAGAGGGUAAUGUGAAAAACAUGGUCCUUGCAGUCCGCCUGCCCCUGCAGAAUGAGGCUCCUGGUGUGGUAGAGUACAACAUUAAAGAAGAAAAAUCAAUCUUGUACCUGGAAGGAUCUGUCCUUGUAUUUGAGGAUAUCUUCAAACUGGUUGCCUUCUACUGUGUCAGUAGGGAUUUGCUGCCCUUCACCCUGAAGCUGCCACAAGCAAUAUUAGAAGCCAGUAACUUUCAAGACCUUGAAAUUAUCUCUAGUCUGGGGAUAGAUUUCUGGGAUUCCUCCUUAAAUCACAGAAGGAGAGAGGAUUUAUUCCACCCUGCAAAAGACUCUGCUUUCAGUACUGCCCAGGCAGACAGUUUAAGAUCUACCCAGUGUUUUGCAAGUAGCACAAACCACUGCUCAUGUGAAAUUGAGCUGUCAAUAGGAAAUGACAGGCUGUGGUUCGUGAAUCCUAUUUUUAUAGAAGAGUGCAGUAAUCCUUUUCCUCCAGAUGUACCUCCUCCUAAGAGCCAUGCUGUGAGCGCCGAUCACCCCUCUGCCACCACUCUCGCUGAAAGGAGGUCUCCCUGCCGCCCACCUCCACCUCCACCUCCUCAUGCUCUAGUUCAAAAAUCUUCUCUGAAGCUCCUGCAGGAUCCCAUGACUGCCUGUGAAAACGAGCUGCUUCUUCAGCCACUAGGAAAGAGCAUCAAGGAAAUGAAAAUUAAGGGUGGUGACAAUAAAGAAGAAGAAGGAAAGCAGAGCUGCUCAGUCAAUGAGCCCUCAGCAGUGAGCCCCAAAAAGGGCUUCCAGCCAUCUGUCCCCCCACGGAGGCGGCUGUGUGAGAGGACCUCGGAGGAGAGCUGUGUGGGUAAGCCUGGAAGUUGUGAAACGCUGAAAGGGGAACGGACAGAAGAAAAACAAGACACAAGUACAGAGAGCAGAGAUAAAAGGUCGCCGUGCAAAAAAGCUGUAGAAAUGCCUGGGGAGGUUCCUGACAGGGCUAUAUCACAGUUUCAGGAGACAAAGCCCGAACCUUCAGAGAAGACAGGGGACAUGCCUGAGAUACAAAGCAAUGCCAUUGAGAAAGGAAAGUCACCUCCUAUCCCACCACCGAGGAGGAAGAGACUCUCCCAGGUUCCAAGGAUCCCCAGCUCCUGCCAGUCAAAGCAAAGAACAGUGGCAGAGACAGCUGCAGCCACGGCACAGGCUUUGUGCAAGAGCAGCUCAUCUACAGUGGCAAGUGGUGCCACUUGCACACAUACCAAGACUGAACCGGGACGUAGCUGCAAAUCUGUCAGCUCAGUCGAACUGAAAGGUUCACACUCCUCCCUGGAGGGCCCGGGAGGCAGUGCCGUGGCUCAGGCAUCAGCAUCCGAGCCAGACUCCUACUCCACCAGCAGCACAGAGGAUGACCUGGACAUGCUGAGUAGCUCAUCCGAUAAAAAGACACGCUCCAUGAUCUUGGGCAAGGCCAAGAACAGGCUGUCCUUUGUGAGCCUGUCCAAUGUCUUCACAGUGUUUUUGUCUAGUGACAGGAAACUGCAGAAGAAGAUAGUGGAGCUGGCACAGGACAAGGAUUCAUACUUUGGCAACCUGGUGCAGGACUACAGAGUGUACAGUUUAGAGAUGAUGGCAAAGCAGAGCUCCAGCACAGAGAUGCUACAAGAAAUCCGGAUGAUGAUGACACAACUGAAGAGUUACUUAGUGCAGAGCACCGAGUUGAAAUCUCUGAUAGAUCCAGCCUCCUACACUGAGGAACAGUUAGAAGUCAUUGCUGAGACAGCUUUGUACAAAUGUGUCCUGAAACCUUUAAAAGAAGCCAUUGAUUCUUACUUGAAGGAAAUCCACAACAAAGACAGAUCUUUACAGCAGCUAAAAGAGAACCAACUUGUGAUACAAAACACAACUACCACUGACCUAGGCAUCACGACCAGUGUGCCUGAAACCGUUGUGCUAGAAAAGAUACUUCACAAGUUCACAACCAUGCACAAGGCCUACUCCCCAGAAAAGAAGAUUGCCAUCUUGCUGAAGUCCUGCAAACUCAUCUAUGACUCCAUGGCUCAGGGAAACCCAGGGAAACCAUACGGUGCAGAUGACUUCCUUCCCGUGCUCAUGUAUGUGUUGGCCCGCAGCAACUUGACUGAAGUCCUUCUGAAUGUGGAGUAUAUGAUGGAGCUCAUGGACCCUGCUCUGCAGCUAGGGGAAGGCUCUUAUUAUUUAACCACCACCUAUGGGGCCCUGGAGCACAUCAAGAACUACGACAAAAUCACUGUCACACGGCAGCUGAGCAUGGAGGUGCAGGACUCCAUUCACCGCUGGGAGCGACGGAGGACACUGAACAAGGCCCAGGCUUCCCGCUCAUCAGUGCAGGAUUUCAUCUCUAUCUGUUUUCUGGAAAUCGGUGCUCAGUCAAGGACACUUGCUUCCCGGAAGGACACCACAGCUGAGCAGCUGAGCCAGCAGUGUGCUGAAAAGUUUGAAGUCUCCCAUCCCAAGGACUAUGGACUCUUUGUUUAUGUUGAUGACCAGUGGCUGCAGCUGGACAAAGAUGCCCUUCCUCACCAUAUCAAAGCCUCCCUGCUGAAGAGUGAAACCAAGAAAGAUUUCUAUUUUAUUUAUAAACCAAUAGACCAUAAAACCCCACCAGUUACAAUUGUCAAAGAGUCAGACUUUCCCUAAGGGUUGAGCUGCUCUUGUGUUUGCUGUCAUCCUGGAAGGGCUGGAUAGCUUAUCUCAUGAGAUCCUCUGAUAUCUGCAGAUCGCAGAAUGUCUCUGGAGCAUGACCUUCGACACAAGGCAGAUGUGCUAAUUGUAGAUGCUGUCUGAAUACGGGGCAUUUUUCAGCAGAGUUGAUUUGCAGAAAUAAAGGGAGCAUUCAGGAGAACAUUUAUCCUCUGGAAAACUUGAAGUAUCAAACCUCAGAACCUCCCACUAGCAACCAGCUGAUGUCACAGAAUGCAAAUGUACAAUGGAGAAAAUCCAGAGAUCUUGCAGAAAAGUGGACAUUUACCCCAUAAUAAAUUAUGGCAGGUGUGAGUCACCUCUGUGCAUGAGGCCUGUGAAAGGUCUACACACACCUGUCUGUCUGGAGGUAAGACUGCAUUUAGGCCUUACAGUAUCCAUUCACCCAGUUUGAAUAAUCUGAGUCUUGUCUGAUGUAUUCAGUGGAAUAGGGUUGCCACCUGUAGCAGAACUCCAUCUCUUUUUUUUCUGUCUACAACAUGUCGUUGCCUUUGAAAUCCAUGUAAUUACAGAUCAUGCAAGAUGAUCCUGUAUAUUCACUAAGAAUAGAUUUUCUGCCAUGUAUUUGUCACUGAAAUCAGGUAGCAUAGGCAUUUUCAUCAAUGUACUUUUCUUAAAGAUUGAAAGACUUCACCAUCAGUUUUACAUGUACAGCAGUUUUAAUCACAUUGGUUGUAUGAUAGUGUCUGGUUAAUUGUAUAUUUAUUUCCAUGUGUGAUAUGGUGCAAUUAUUUUAAAAUAAACAUUUGUAA